Molecule: messenger RNA, 7712 nt
Organism: Pecten maximus
Lineage: Eukaryota; Metazoa; Mollusca; Bivalvia; Pectinida; Pectinidae
Exons: 16
Coding region: 195-3773 (1192 amino acids)
Source: RefSeq, a predicted model, not a curated record
AACGAGGCUCGAACUCCAAGGUGGAAACGUGUUGGAAAUUCCCUAAAUUUCCCGUGUGUACAGGAAGACUUUUGUUUACAAUUAUCUUCGCCUAUACUUUAUACGUUUAUAAGCAGAUUUGACAAAAAGAAAGGAGAGAGAGAGAGAAGUUCAUUGUAAUUUUUUGUCACCCAGACCUCAGUGUCGCAGCAAGGAUGAGGAAGAUUCGGCUGUCAGAUACUGACAUUGAAUUCUUUGAUUUGGAGGUUUCUCCGACAGAGUUCAUGUUCUUCCAAAAGCAUAAAGAUGCUUUCAGAUGCAUGUGGAAGGAACAGGGGAAACCAUUCUGGACAAAGUUUACAAUAACUUUCCGCAGUUUUACUGUCAAACAUGGAGUCAUCAAACAGAUGUCAUGUGACACGCCAAAGUUUGAAAACCUUUUGGACCAAGCUUUUAUUUACAUACAUGAACAGUUUGUAGAUGGAAAAGAAGCCAUGGCUCGGGGAUUUAUAGAUGAGUGUGCUAGACUUGCUCAAAACCAUGAUAAAUUUCCCCACCUUGACUCCAAAUCAUUCACAAAAGACCCUUUCUAUUCAAGAGAUACAAGAGACCUUUUCAGACGUUUUUUUGGUAGUCCUGACCAGAAGAGUUCAUAUGUAAAGGUGUAUGUUCUGAGCCCCAUUUACCUACGAUUUGGAGGAUCUGUUUGUCGCUGUUUAAAAAAAUGGAUGGAUGCACCAUCACAGGAUUGCACAGAUGAAUCUUACUGGAUUCCACCAUCUCAACCUCAGAUAGAGGAUGCUUCUACAACAAAGGCACCAGUGCUCAUGUGUACAAACUGUCUUGAUGACUGUGGCACACGUUACUUUAAGGAGCGUAUAUGUGGCCAGGCAAAUGGACCUAAAUUUCUUGAUUACUGGAAGUUGGGGGACCCUCGGUUCAAUGACCCUGAUAACCCUUUGUACAAUAAAAAAGUGGAACGUGAUAGUGAUUGGCGGGACCGACUCUCCCCCGAGGACUUUAGGGAUUUUGUUCAUUUUGCAAAAUUUCGAUAUGGGACUGAUGAAGAAAAGUGUAGAGACUGUUUGUCUCUGGUAGAUAAAGACGAUGGGUAUGUAACCAAUGUCAACCAAAAACGGGAUAAUGAAAAAAAGAAGAAAAAGAAAAAGAAGAAAAAAGAUAAACAGGAGGUAGCUAGGGAAAAACGAAAGGACGAAGUGGAAGAGGAAGUACAGAGGAUAAUUGAUCAUAUAACCGGAAAAAAUCCCCAGCAGGACAUGCCGCCAGUGCUGAGAGUCCGUACCGACACUUCUGUAGGCCAAGGACACCCAGCUGUAGAUAUGCAAAUAGACAUGUGCCCUAUAGCUAACACAACUAGUCCCAGCACUACAAUCCACAACAUUGCCAAGAACAAGAAAGUCCUGUUUGGUAGCGAUGCUAAACGCUCUGAUGACAUCAAGUUUGGCAUCCUUGGAAAUGAGGACUUUUCCAAAGGAAAUGUAGUGGGUGGUUUUCGGGUGUUAAAACUGGAGGAUGAGGGAACAGGUGCUAAGGAGAUUACUAUAUCUGUUAAUGCUGUCGAUGGAUUCCCUGAGAAUGGAGAUAAGAAAGCAGAGACCACUGAAAGUAAUGGUAACACUAACAGACUUUCUGCUGAGCUGAUCAAGAGCAAGAUUGAAAACCUACCAGACAAGAUGGAAUGGUGGGAAGGGAUUGGCUGGUGUGCCUGUGUUAUGAACUACGAAGUCGAGGAGAAGGAUGUUUGUCCCAAUAAUUACACCAACUUUACUAUCAAGAUUACUGGCAAGAAUGAGAUGGCCAUCAAACGAGUCAUGUUUAAAUUGCUGAUAUAUGUGAGUAAUAGAAAGAAGCGCCCUAGUCCUGGCUGGACCAUGGAUGAUGACGAUGUGGUAGCCAGCGUACUUCCUGAGGAGAUCCCUGAGGAGGAGGGUAUCAUCAUUACACUGCAGCAGGGCUUCAGGUUUGAAGAAAGGCUGUCCGAAGAGGAACGCAAAACUAUGAGUAGGGGGCGGUCAAGUAUUUUUCGGAACGACAAUAACGGGGAGGGGCCUAUGUGUUUUUAUGUCCAGCCCCAAGGAAUGAAGGAUAAAGAGCAGGUUCUUAUGGCCCUUGAUGGUGGAGUGGCUAAUGCUGUGGCCAAGGGAGAUCAAGGACCAAUGAAUUUUAAAAAAUUGCUGACAAGAAUAAGUGGCCAUUGUAUUGAUGACAAAGUUGGAUAUGGUACCCCAAAUUAUCCUCAGGUGACCAAGUCUAAGGACCCUUCUUUUUGUGAUUUACCUGACCCAUAUGAUUUGGAGAUAAAUAGGACUCCAAUGUGGGACCAGAUACUGCUGAGCCCCAGAACAUUUGAGCUUUUGUUUAUGGUGAACAAGGACAGAGAACAAGAGCUGAAGGAAUUUGGACUACGAAAUGUUGACCCCGAGAAUGUGCCCGGCAAGGGAAGAGAAAAGCAGCCACCGUUACAGACAUACUGCCGAACCUGUAGGAAGGAGGUUUUUGACUGUACAUGUAUAGAUAAGGUCAAGUUCAGUAAACCCAUCCCAUGUAACUGCACCAUGUGUCGUAAAAGGUCUAAUCAAAGUAGAGACACUACCCCACCAAAGGCUACAGUCACCAAGGAAACGCCGCCUUCAGGCAAGAAAUCCCAGGCAGAAGAGGCGGACAAUGAGUUUACUAUCACUGAAGUGAGCCGUGACAAAAAUGCACGUCCUGAACCUGUCACUAAACAGGAGCUAGAGCAUGGCUUUGAUCUCGUGGAGAAACGACUGAAAGAGGCAAGAAAGAUUAAAGAAGAAGCAAAGAAAAAGGAGACAACACAAAAGAAGGAAGAAGAGGGGAAAAAAGAAACAAAGAAAUCUCCACCUGGUAAGAGGCCUUCUGUUUCUGCUGUCCCUCCGAAGCCAGCUAUGCCUAAGGUGCAUCAGUUCACAAACAUGCCUUCAAGUUUGGAAGGGCCAUUGGAGCAGAUUUUAAAGGGUGGUAUGGAGGGAGUAUUCAAGUUCACUGCAGUACGGAAUCAGAACAGUGGACCUGCCCCUAGUCAACCCCUUAACUUCAUUGUGGAGAAUGUUACACCUCCGAAUCCUGGUGAAUCGGGCAGAGAUACUGGAAAUGGGAGAAAGAAGGAAGAUGCUCCCAAAAUGUCAGAGGAAGAAAAGCUUGCCAAGAGAAAACAAAUAGAGGAAAAAAUCGCAGAAGUGAGAAAAAAAGAGAAAGCAGAGGAACUAAAGAAACAACAGAAGGUAGCAGAGAUAAAACGUCAAGAGAAGCUUGCAGAGAUCAGAAAACAGGAAAGAAAGAAUGCAGAGUUCACAAAAAUGCCCAAGGUAGAGGGUAAUGAAAACAUGGAGGGUAUUGAGGAUGUUUUGUCUAACUUCAAGUUUAAACCAAAAGAAGAAUUUCCAGAAACUGACAUGAAAGCCUCUGACAGUCCGAAUAUUUCAACAACAGAUGCUCUCAUGAGAGAGACCAUGAUGGAUGUCAUCAAAGCAGGUCUCCGGGGAGAUGAGGAAGAAUCCUCAAGAAAGUUGAAUAAAAUGUUCCGUGACUGUCUUGGAAGUCAGAUGGGUGAGGAGGAAACCAGGAUCCUGCUUAACCUCAAAUCAUGUUCCAACUGCCAGAAGGUGGAGCCAAGUCCAAAAAGCUACAAAAAAUGUCUCAAGUGUAAAGAAAUGCGAGUGAAGAAUGCCAGAUAUUACUGUGGAAAAGAAUGCCAAGCAAAUGACUGGAUCCAAAGGCACAAGAAGGAGCACAAGGAGAAUCGCCUUGAUUGAGAUGGGAGACUUCCUGACAUAGACCCGCAGAAUUCCUCAGUAAAUGUCGGACCAGAAAGACCAGAACAGGACACGAGUACAGUGAUGUUUCAGAGAGUCAUGUUGACCAUGCUGACUUGUAUUUGUUAUCUGUACAUACACUGUGCUUUUAGGGACAAUUCAGUUAGGUCGCGAGACCUUUGUUCAAAUUAAAAAAAGUACCAUGUACUGUAAAUGUAUGUCACUCCUAAGUUUACAGAUUUAAGGAUGAGAUCAGCUGUUAUUGAAUGUCAUUGUGGUCAUCUUUUAGGGAAUCUGUGGAUAAACAUAACAAGGCCCUGUUGUAGGAAUGUAACACCUGAAAUAACAAUAACAAAUGGACAAACAAACAAACACAUAACAGGUUAAGAGGCAUUCUUGGGUCAAAGUAUGCAAACAACAUUCAAAAUUGUUUGUAUACAGCCACAAAGUAUACAACUGUAUGACUGAAGACUUCUUGAUAACUAAAAAAAAACCACUUUGGAAUCUACAUGGAAUUGUUGUUGAUGCAUCAACUAUAAUAUAUGAAGGAUUUAGUGACAUUAUUAUAAACGCUAAUUUCACCCAAUUGUCCAAAUGGUGACAUUAUUAUAAACGACUAACUUCACUGAAUUGUCCCUUUAAUUACUGUUUAUCAAAUCAUCCUUCUUCCCUUAUGUUGGUGACAGUAUUGCUUGUGUAGACUAAUUUUAUAUCUGUUGAAAACACUUUUAUUAUUAAAUAUUGAUAAUUGUAAGUCAGCUGGGUAUGUUUUACAAAGUAUAUAGUCAUACUGUUACACUAUUAUCAGGAUUGGUUUCCUGAGUACUGAUGAUGUGUAUCACUUUAGAAAGAUUUCUGAUUAUAAUAUUGUAUUUUAAAUCAUAGUGUGGUGGGAUAUCUUUAAAUAGAUGUAUCUCUCCCAUAGGAUGAAUUAUGGGAUAGCCGUGUGUAAUUAUCAGUGGUCGUGUCAUGAUUCUGUAAACACUGGAAAAGAGAUGGCAGAUUGUUUCAGAAAGUUUUCAAUGGUUUGGUAAAGUUUCUAGAUGUAGAAACUAAUUUUAUUAAUAAACAAUUUAUUUCAAUGUUACUAGUGUUGGGGCACUAUGGCUGGCCAUGUGACUAGUGGGAUACUAGUAGUCAUGCUACUAGUGGGAUACUAGUAGUCAUGUCACUAGUGGGAUAUUAGUAGUCAUGUGACUAGUGGGAUACUAGUAGUCAUGUGACUAGUGGGAUAUUAGUAGUCAUGUGACUAGAGGGAUAUUAGUGGUCAUGUGACUAGUGGGAUAUUAGUAGUCAUGUGACUAGAGGGAUAUUAGUGGUCAUGUGACUAGUGGGAUAUUAGUAGUCAUGUGACUAGUGGGAUACUAGUAGUCAUGUCACUAGUGGGAUACUAGUAGUCAUGUGACUAGAGGGAUAUUAGUAGUCAUGUGACUUGUGGGGUAUUAGUAGUCAUGUGACUAGUGGGAUACUAGUAGUCAUGUCACUAGUGGGAUACUAGUAGUCAUGUGACUAGAGGGAUACUAGUAAUGUGACUAGAGGGAUACUAGUAGUCAUGUGACUAGAGGGAUACUAGUAGACAUGUAACAAGUGGGAUACUAGUAGUCAUGUUACUAGUGGGAUACUAGUAGUCAUGUGACUAGUGGGAUAUUAGUAGUCAUGUGACUAGAGGGAUACUGGUAGUCAUGUGACUAGUGGGAUACUGGUAGUCAUGUUACCAGUGGGAUAUUAGUAGUCAUAAUUUUGUAUAAGAAUUUUUUGUGGGGUUUUGUUUUCCAUUAAUCAUAUCAUGGUUGCAGCAGAUUGAAAUAACACCAGAAUUUAUAUUAUAUAUCUAUGUAAUGUGUUAACCAAGAGAAAAUGUAUUUAUGUCAUGUUUUUUACAAGGGAUUAUUUCGCAGAAACUACAUCUUGGUGUCUUUGAAAGCCGAAGUAUUAUUGUAAACAGGCCAUUAGUGUGAAACUGUAGGAUUAUGCUUUCUUGAUUGUUAAUUAAAAAAAAACUAAAAGAAAAGUGUGGUUUUGUGUCAUUAUGAAUUGUUCAUACACAGAACAACAUAACAGUUUUUGUCAUCAUAAGAAACCACAAUUUUCUCGGAGUAUGUCAUUAUAAUAUGAAUUGUUCAUGAGGAGUACAAUGAUAUAACAGUUCAUUUUGACAAGUGGCAUAGUUUUCUUGGAGAUAUUGAUUAAUACAAGUAAGAAAUAUAUUUGUAUAUGCCUGUCAAAACUAGACAAUAGUAUUACAUUAUGGAUUUGUCCAUCAGUCUUGACGUAAAACUUUUCUUUGUUCAGAAAUCUCUCAGUUUUCAAACAAUCUCUGAGACUUGGUAGGCUUCAUCAAAUUGUGAUAUGAAGCUUUAUUUUCAUGAGCAGAAUUUUGAUUUGCCAGUGUUUCAGUAUUUUUUGUAAUUUCUGGAGAUCUCCUCUCUCAGUUUCCAACUGAUUUUUUUUAUAUAUUGUAGUAGGCUGAUUCCUUUUUGUAAGAGUUAUUGCUUUUUGCUUACAUCUUGGCCAUUUUCGUUUGUCACAGUCUAAACAGUCGGACCGGUUGGACAGUUUUUCAGGCAAACCUUGACAAAGACUUUCAAGGCCUGCAUUAACAUCUGCAGAUCCGUUAAGAUAUAUGCAUGAAAUAUUUCACUUAAAAACAGACGAACAGGUUUGUCUGCAUAAACAAAGAUGCCCUAAGUCUGCAGAUUUGUUACUUUUAAUAUGGUUUAUUUAGCAGUACUCCAUUCAUUUUGAUACAAGAAUCUGUUUUUUUAUACCUCUGAGUAUGCUCAUUACUGAUUUUGUGACAUGGUUAUAAAUCAAGUUAGAGUAAUACAGACGUUUAUAUUUAAUCAAAAGAUGAAUUAUUCAUUAAAAGUGGAACAGUUUAAAUAAAACAUGACUUGGAUACGUUUAUCAGAAUUGUAGUAUUUAGAAGAAGAUCAAGCUCUUCAGAUAGUCUUAAAAACGUUUUUCAGUAAGGAGCUUUCUUUUUAGUUACUUAGUUUAAAAAAAAUGUAAGCUGUUGCACAUUAUAUAAUAGUUGUUUAUGACACUGACUCUGGUAUGUUGUGAAAUACCAUGUCUGACUCCUUUUACUGUUAUUCAGUCAUAACUUGUGUAGUAUAUAUAUAUAUACAGAGAAGCAUUUUAGAACGUGGGUUUCAUUGCUUGUCAUUUUGUGUUUAUGUUUAGCCAACAUUAAGGUUGGAGACAAAACCUGGUUUAUUUCAGAGUAUUUGUAUGGAAACACUUUUAACUUUUCUCAAAUUUAAAAUUCUUUCUGAUUAUUCCUCUUGUAUGGUAUUUUUUGUGCAAGUUAAGUCACCUGGUUUGAAGCAUUCAGGUUAGGUCAUUGAUCAUCAUAUUACAAUAUACACUGUACAGAUUACAAUAUACACUGUACAGUAUUCUGUGUUGAUUAAUACCUUGGUAAGGUAAGUUUAUGAUAUUUAUGUAAUAUACAGUGGUUAUGAUACAGAAUAACCUGAAAGAUUUCAUACCUGUGAAUCAUGUAUGUGGAAUUUUGUUGUUUAAGUAUUUGAGUGGUUACCAGACAGCUGUUGUCAUACUUGUAAUAUAAUUUGAGGGACAGGUAAAUCGUUUAAUGUUUAGGUAUUACUUGUUACUUUGAUGAGAAAUAUGUAGAUAUAUAAUUACUGGAUAAGUGACAUGAAGUACAAAGUACAUCCCUACACAGACAUGGACCAAAGUCCUAGUAUAGAAUACGAUUUGUCUCAACAUACACAAUGUUAAUAAUUCUACAUGUAGUAUAAAUCAUGUUUUAAUGCCGGAAAAUGAGAGUUAUAAUUGACUGAGAGUUCUUUGUAAUUUUGUGGAAUUUCCUGAUACAUUUGAUGUAUCUGGACAUGGAGAUUUGUACAUAUAUGUACAAUCAUAUACCAGGUUUUUAACACAAUAUGAAAAAUAAAUUGAUAAAAAAUGGAA